UGUUAGUACCAACCAAACCAACGUCCAGCGUCUGUGGUCUGCUUCGCUUCAGCUGUUGUCAUUGUCAUUUUCAUUUGUCAAUUUAAUUGUGUGUCGUGCCGUACGUCAUCAUCGUUUAGUUUGUAAACCUCGAAAUUGAUAAGUUUGAAGUUUUCAUUAAGUGAAUCAAUUAUAUAUAUAUAUAAAUAAGUUAACACUCCAGUUAGGUCAGAACACUUACAGUACUUACGGUUUCAAUUAAAAGAAUGACUUGGUCGCAAUUCCGGAUCAACUCUGACGCUUGAUUGAAGUUUGAUUGUUCAAGAUGGUGUUGGUCAUAAGCGGAGUGGGGCAGGAGGAGCCUCCGCCAGACACUCGCAGUCUGUUUCUGACACACCCUGUAUACAGAGACUCUGCUGCCCAGUUUGUGUCCAUCAGCACCAAGGUGAUCGGACCGGUCGGCCUGUUGUACGUCCAGCAGAGGGAAAUGGCAGUCACGGUUCCGCAGGACAAAAACGUCACAAUUGUUGGAUCAGACGAUGUCACAACAUGUAUAAUAGCCAUCCUGAGGCAUACAGGGUCUGGUGCUGUCGGGUUGGCACACUUUGAUGGUGCAGGUACAGAGGAGGGAGUUCUCAACAUGGUACACAGGGUACAAGAGUUGGCCAUGUCAGGCUACUCGGAGGGAAGGUACGAGCUGUCCCUGGUUGGUGGGUUCUCGGACUCACACAACUAUUCGGAGGAGCUCUUCUACAACCUCAUGCAUGCAUUUCAUAAGCAAGCCAUUGAGAUAGACCUGGUGCUGGCGUGUAUAGGGGAACUCAACACUAUUGUGAGAAACGGAGUACAUUGGCCCAUCCUGUACGGAGCGGGUGUAAAUGUAAAGACUGGAGAAAUAUUCCCUGCGACAUUCCCAGACAAAGGUCCAGAGCUAGCGUUGCGCAGUGCUCGUCACCUGACGGGAGGUCAACAGAUUCUGGACAUUUACGACUGUAACCUGGGUCUGCUGAGGAUCGGCCCGUUCAACUACAACCCUCUGCGAGGAGUGGAUCUGUGGCUAGAACAGCCUGACGAGGUUAUCUUGCAACACCUGUCCACCACCCCUGACGUCGAACCUCCACACUUCGUCAUGCAUAUUAGAGCGACAUUAAAGUACAUACAAGACAAUCCGUUCCCCGCGGUCACAGUUUUCCGAGACAAUCGACCGCAUUACUACAGAAGAGACGAACACACAGGGGCGUGGUCUCCGUUCCGGUACUGAGACCCCUCCAACGCUGAGCAAAUCUACGAUAAUCAAAUAUUUCUAGGGAAACGUACUCCUGUCAGAAUCGAUGGUGCAUAUCGGCUGGUAUACUACACAUCUGCCUUCUUACUAGAUUUAGUUUAUCAUUGGAUGUUAUUCCCAUUGUUAGAAGCCUGGAGAUUUAGUUAGCACAAUUGUCACCAGAUUGUUAAGGUUCUUCGUAAAAAAAAGUUGGAAACUAUGUAACAUACUGCUCAAAAUAAAAUACGUAUCACAAUCUUCUCGAAAGAUCAAAAUCAAAACUAGAAUUUGUAUAUGAUAAUAAUGAACUUUUUGAGUGUUUACAGCUUAAAUGUUUAAAUCUUUUAUGAAGUUAUACAUAAAUGAGAUGUUCCUUGUUAUUCAACAUUGUAAAUCACAAGUUGCACCUCUAAGUUAAUGAUUAAAGUCCAUAAAGGCUGUGACCUUGGAAUAAAUACAAUGGAUGUCAAGUGAUGAAAUGUGCCAUUCCACUAGUGAACGAUCACUUGCCAUAGCCAAGUGACGGGAAAUAUCACUUAGGCUAAGUCGAUGUAUAUAACUUUGUAGAUGGUGGAUAGAAGACUUUGGUGUGCAAGUGAUUAAUAUUUUAUCUGGAGUCUUAGAUAAACUCGGAGACCAAAUUUGUGAUAUCUCCUAUAUGGAUCAGCUGAGUGGAUUACUUGCCUUUUGACCAGAAGGUUGCCGGUUCGAACCUAGGUAAUGUCAUAAGAUUUUUGAAGCUUUGAAACUGGACACAGCUGUCCUUGAUCCUUAAGCUUUAUAAAAGGUCCUGGCUAAAAAGAACCAGCUGAUCUUGGUAACAAUUAAAAUUUGUUACUAGUUUUUAAUUGUAUGAAGGAAACGUUAUUGUUUCACUAGUUUUUAUGUUAGAACGCAUCACUGUUUUCAUAUCCACCGUGUAGACAUUAGUAGGCCAUUUCCUGAAUCAGAUUUUCUAUAAAUAAUGUUGUAUGAUAAGAUUUUAUAUUUUAUUAAUAAGUGUAAAAAUCAAGCUAUUGCUCUUUAUCAAUUAUAUGUUAAAAAAUAAUGUUAGUUUUAAAUAUUUUGUUAUUACCUUAUAUGUAAUUCAUUUUUGUUGAAUAGAGAUAUUAAACAGUUUUAUUUAUAA
Molecule: messenger RNA, 2372 nt
Organism: Macrosteles quadrilineatus (aster leafhopper)
Lineage: Eukaryota; Metazoa; Arthropoda; Insecta; Hemiptera; Cicadellidae
Product: protein N-terminal asparagine amidohydrolase-like
Exons: 9
Coding region: 305-1240 (311 amino acids)
Biological process (GO): ubiquitin-dependent protein catabolic process
Cellular component (GO): nucleus
Molecular function (GO): protein-N-terminal asparagine amidohydrolase activity
Source: RefSeq, a predicted model, not a curated record